Molecule: messenger RNA, 2193 nt
Organism: Tachysurus fulvidraco (yellow catfish)
Lineage: Eukaryota; Metazoa; Chordata; Actinopteri; Siluriformes; Bagridae
Product: septin-8-like
Exons: 3
Coding region: 404-1843 (479 amino acids)
Molecular function (GO): GTP binding
Source: RefSeq, a predicted model, not a curated record
CACACAGGUAGAAACAAGAGAGUAAAAUCUUUCACUGAAGUCAUCACUAACCACAUUACUGGCUUUGAGAGGUGAAAAACCACUAAACGGUUUAAAUUGUUUGUGAAACGUUGAAACUUUAGCUGUAGAGAUGAAGACAGAGCAGAUUUCAGGAAAUGAUCUGCCAUGUCAUUCAAUAUGCAGCAGAGAACUUUACAGAUUUCCUGUGAAUGAGGUGACUCUCACAGUUGAGGCGCUGCGAUAUCCACAGGCAGAUUUCAAAUUUUUACGCAUUCGUAGACGGACAGGUGGAAAAGUGCAUGAGGAGACGCUAGACAAAGAGCCAUGAAAGACGACGAACAGUUCACUCAUUGAUCUAUUUUUUAGGAGCUCCUCAAAGAAGGAACAGCAGCAACAUAAAUAUAUGAAAAACAGCAAAGAAAUAAAAGGAUUCCUCACCAGAUAUAUUCUAAAAACAUGGAGUCUGUGUAACAGUGCAAGACUGCAGAAAAUGGCAUUUGGUGAAAAAGAUGAGCACAAACCUCAGAAAACCAUGUUAAUAGUUGGAGAAACAGGAGUGGGGAAGUCGACUCUCAUCAACGCCAUGGUCAACUACAUGCUUGGUGUUGAGAGUAAAGACAGAAUUUGGUUUGAGGUCAUAGAGACAAAAGAAGAGCAGUCUGAUUAUCAGACUCACGAGGUCACAGUGUAUAACUUGUUUACUGAACACUGCCCAUUCUCUCUGACCGUCAUCGACACGCCUGGGUUCGGAAAAACAGAAGACACAGGCGAGGAUUUAAAAGUAGCUGAAAAUUUACUCGAGUUCCUGACAUCCAGUAAAAGUGUCGAGACACUUGAUGCCGUGUGUCUCGUGGUGUCGUCCAGCACUGUCCGACUCAGUGAAAGACAGCGCUAUCUUUUUAAUGCUGUUCUCUCCUUAUUCAGCAAUGACGUGAAGAAAAACUUUGUUGUGUUCAUCACACAUGCACCAAGAAGGCCUACAAAUUCUAUCAAAGCCAUUAAAGAUGCCAAGAUCCCAUGCGCUCAGACUAGAGAUGACGAGCCGGUGUAUUUCAGGUUCGAUAACAGUCACUGUGAGAACUUUUUUGUGAGAUGCGACCGUGAAGAAGAAACCAAUGAACUGAUUCAAGGUUUUCAGGCAGCAUGGGAUCUGUUCAACACGAGCAUGGAUGACUUUCUAUCUUUCGUAAAGGCGAACAAACCUGUAAGUCUGAAGAACACUGAAAGUGUGCUGACACACCGUAAGCAGCUGGUGGAACACAUGAUCAGUUUAAGAGAACAGGUCAAAGCAAUGCAGCUUGAACAUGAAUUUGAAGAGUGCUACAAAGAAAAAGUACCAAUUGACCCGUCAACGGGUUCGAGCAAAGAGGCUAUGUGCUGUAGUGUGUGUAAGUGGAACUGUCAUUAUCCAGGAUGCUGGUGGGUCCGAGAUCUUUCCUGGUGUACUGUCAUGUCCAAGAAUAAAUGCACAGAGUGUCCAGGAAAGUGUCACUACACUACGCAUGUUAAAGAGGCAAAAAUCUAUGAGACAAAGACCAGGCUGGUCAAGAAGACUUUAGAAGAUGUGAAAAAGAACCACAAGAAUGAGUCUGAGGAGAAUAAGAAACGACUAGCGAAAGAAAUAUCAAAACAAGAAAAAGAAAUAAGCAGACUGGUGGAAGAGUGCGAUAAAUGUAUGCACGUCCUGCAGCAGAUCGCCUUAAAGACCGAUGCUCUGUCUACACUUCAGGAUCUGGAGUCCCUGUGUAAGGAAGCAAAGAAAAUGUAUGGGAAUGAAACAGUACAGAAACUCGAAAAUCUGAAGAAAAAGGCUGCGGGGAAGUCCGACAUGACUAGACUGUAGAUGUAUGUGACAGAAUGGAAUUCUGAAAGAAAUCAAUGAUUAUGUCAUGUAACAUACAGUAUUCCACAUAUCACUCCAUCAAGUGGUGUGUAGUUAUCUUCUUAUUAGUAUUUAGCCAUAUGGUGAAUGCUUCCUGAUCAGCGACAUGGAGUUCUUCUAGAUUAACAUGAUUUUGUGUGUGUGUGUUCCUGUGUGAUAUUUUUCAGUGUUCUUCUGUUCUCUGUACAUCCCCUGUAGUGGUUGAUACUACACCAAGAUUAGAUGCUUGAAAUAUCCUUCUCAAUGUUUUUAGUUUUGUUACUGAAAUAAACUCUGAGUGCAAGAGCAUUCUAACAUGUACUCUGUUUAAG